AUGUUAAGUUUUACGGAAGAUAAAAGUACCAAUGAAGAACAGAAAGUGGUGAAACCUAUAACGCCUGCUAAAUUGGAAGAGUUUAAAAAAGCUCAAGUCAAUACGGGAAUUAUUUAUUUAUCAUGUGUUCCACCAUUUAUGAAGCCCUCUAAGAUAAAACAUUUAUUAGGACAAUAUGGAAAUGUUGGAAGAGUUUACCUUGCACCCGAGGAUCCUAAAGCGAGAUUAAAAAGGAAAAAGUAUGGAGGUAAUAAAAAGAAGAAAUAUACUGAAGGAUGGGUUGAAUUUUUAGAUAAAAAGGUUGCGAAAUUGGUUGCGAAAACUUUGAAUGCUCAACCAAUAGGUGGAAAUAAACGGAAUUAUUAUCAUGAUGAUUUAUGGAAUAUUAAAUACCUCGCAAAAUUUAAAUGGAAUAAUUUAACAGAACAAAUUGUUGAAAUGGCUAAUUCAGAAACUUUUUCAGUAGCAGAUGUAGGAAAGAAAAGAAAAAUUGAGGAAGAACCUCGAUUAAAUAAUAAUAAAUUCAAGCAAAAGUCUGCCGAAGAUGAGAAAGAUAAACACGACAAAUUUAAGCAAAGGAAGUUGAUUACAAGUGAAGUUGAGGAAGGUUAUAGAUCGCGCAAUACAACUAGCGAAGGAGUCAAAAAAUUUUUGAAUAAAAUAUUCUCGAAAUGA
Funneliformis geosporum is the source of this 675-nucleotide messenger RNA. The record is from the annotation of a GenBank genome assembly. NCBI's taxonomy places the organism in Eukaryota, Fungi, Glomeromycota, Glomeromycetes, Glomerales, Glomeraceae.